ACGCGACCGUUAGCUGUCACUCGCCGCGAGGUGGGCGGGCGGGCCGGGGCCGUGCGGCGUUGGACGAUGAAGGAGAGCGAAGGACUGCGGCACCGCCGUCUCCAGCAGCCGCAGGUCGUCUCGGACGAGUCGCGGGAUGCCGAGACCAAGCGUGUCAGUGCAUAUAGCGGGAAAGUUUUCAGGAUAACCUUGACAACUCUAGUUGUGACGCUCGUGGUUCCAUUACUGUCGGCAGCAUUGCUGCUGCAGUCUCCAAUAAAUCCCCAGCCUUUCAGUUAUAAGGAGCCUCCUCUGCUGAUUGGUCCUUUGGAAGCAAAUCUUAAACUGAGAGAAGCUGAACGCUUGUAUGAGGGACAGCUUAUUGGACCAGAAUCAAUCGCACAUCUUGGAGAUGUGAUAUUCACUGGAACAGCUGACGGCCAGAUUCUGAAAAUAAGUGAUGGAAAAAUACACACCCUGGCAAGAAUUGGCAAACUACCUUGUGGAUCAAGGGAACAUGAACCAACAUGUGGAAGACCUUUGGGCAUCCGACUUGGUCCAAAUGGCACUCUGUUUGUGGCAGAUGCUUACUAUGGGUUAUUUGAAGUUAAUCCAGUCACAGGUGAAGUGAAGAUGUUGGUCUCUGCCCAGAAAGUUAUACAAGGUAAAAGGAUGACAUUUGUAAAUGACCUCAGCAUCACUCAAGAUGGUAGAAAGAUCUACUUUACAGAUUCUAGCACCAAAUGGCAGAGGAGAGACAACAGAUAUCUGGUGAUGGAGGGUACAGCUGAUGGGCGAUUGAUGGAAUAUGACACAGUAACUGAGCAAGUGGAGGUUCUAAUGGAUGACCUGAGGUUUGCAAAUGGAGUACAGCUCUCCCCUGCUGAGGAUUAUGUUCUGGUUUCUGAGACCACCAUGGCCAGAAUUAGAAGGUAUCAUAUCUCUGGACUGAGAAAAGGGGGACAUGACAUAUUCUUUGACAAUCUUCCUGGUCUCCCUGAUAAUAUCCGACCAAGUAGUUCAGGAGGCUAUUGGGUAGGCAUGGCUGCGCUACGACCUAAUCCUGGAUUUUCUGUAGUGGAUUUCCUCGCUCCUAGGCCUUGGCUUAAGAAUUUAAUUUUCAAGCUGGUUAGUCAAGAGAUGACUAUGAAGUUUGUGCCCAAGUAUGGCCUCGUACUGGAACUGAAUGAGGAUGGAUCUGUCAGGAGGAGCUUUCAUGAUCCCCAUGGAGUGGUUGUGCCUUCAGUUAGUGAGGCCAAUGAGUACAAUGGGUAUCUGUACCUGGGUUCCUACAACUCCCCUUUCCUCUGUCGGCUGAAUAUCAAUGAGAUUUAACAUUCCUUUAACAUAGAAUAAAAUAUAUCUUUGCUGAAGGUCAUUGUGCAGCUGCCAAUUUAGACCAUCUGCCAGCUGAUUUUAAACUAACUUAUUUGGGAGGGUUGUCCUGCUUUAAAGAUCAUAAAAUGUGUAAGUGUUCUUUAUUUAAUUUAUUUUGUCCUUUUGAAGAUUAGACUACUUUUGCUAAUUGUUAAAGGCAGGUAAAGAGGAAGGGUUCUUGUAUUUCUCUGAGCUGAUGGGCUUUAAAAAUAUAUUAAAAAUGGAAUUGUACCUUUUUAAAAAGUAGGCAUAGUCAAAUGAACUAAUUGAUGAAAUUACCUCAUGAACAUUGUGGACUUUGGAAUAUUCUGAAGACCAACUUUUUAAGUAAUUCUGCUGCUGAAUAAUGUUGACUGGUUUUAGACGGUUUAAUUUUCUUUCAGGGAGGUUACCCUGCAGGUCCUUAAAUAUGGAGAUAUUGCAAUUAAAAGUAACAACGUGUUCAAAAUGGUGGCUACAAAAAUGAAGGGUAAUUGUUGGAAGAUGCCUGGUCCUGGUAGUUAACUUUACCUAAUUUGCAUCUCAGUUCAUUUUUUUACCUCAAGGCUAGGAGGUCAUCAACAAAUAUCAGAGUUCCAGCACUGAACCUCUUGCCCUGCUGUGAGCUGUGGAACAACCUGUAAGAAAAAUUACCUGAUUCAGCCCUGUCUCGUUAACAAUUUGGAGAGAUGCUGAUCUUGUUUAAUUGUUUAUUUCCCCUUCUGCAGGGGAUGUGGUUUUCCUUCAAAAUGCUAAUCAACAUGAUGGGGAUGGGAGGAAGAAUAAGGUGCAGAAGUUAAGACAUUUAGUCACAUGAGUAUUUUCUCAGCUGAUCUGUGACCUUUCUCUGUAUGUGCCUUUGCCCCAAUUCUUUUUUCUCUGUUGCCAACUCAUCAGUUCUUUUCAAUCAUAUCAGUCUUUGCUCUUUGAAAUUCCAGGGAAUACAACCCUUGUGUUACGUAAAGGUUGGAAUCCAGGUAUCAUUUCGGUAUUCCAAGGUCAACAAUUCCUUCCCAGGAUGUGAUUUCCAGAAUUGUCCUUGUGUGAUCUAAUUAGGGUAUGGCAUAGCUAUGGAGUAAUCUCUACCCUCUUGCCAAGUGGUAGACCAUAUUACAAAUGUUUAAUGGGCUGAAUAGUCAUUUUUCUUUUCUCCAAACUUUUGCCCACUCAUUACCUUCAUCAUUGUAGCAUUCAGCGGCAUUUCAGAUGGAUAAAUCUGUCUCCCUCAGAUCCCAGAUAGUUGAGCAGUUGAAUGUUCUAACUUUGCAAGUGAUUCAAAUUGCUCGCAUAGGCACUAUUAGGUCAACGUCAGACCAGCAGCCUUUUCAACAACUAUUUUAGAAAUAAUGCUGAAAAUUUUUGAAACUUGAGUCCCUUAAAGUACAGCAGGUCAUAUGCACAGAAGGAUGAAUGGAAAGUGAAUUGCUGAUAAUGUAUUUAAACUGUGUAAACUAUUGUGAAAAGGUUGCCACGUGCACUGUAGAUCUGAAUUUAUUUUGCUUAAUUCCAUUAAUUUCAAAGUUUGUAAUUGUAUAAAUAGCAGGUUAAAGCUCAGAAGUAUUCACUAGUUGUAUUCCCAAAUGAUAUGAAUUGCAUUCUCAAGUAUGUCUUUCUAUGAUGGGAUGUUAGAGAAUUGUACUUCUAUUUAUUCAAAUGUUCCAAGCUUGUAAAUUUGUAAGAGCAUGUUCACUGUACAUUGCUCAUUAAAAUG
This is a messenger RNA of Hypanus sabinus (Atlantic stingray), 3046 nucleotides long. It is a transcript of the gene apmap, whose product is annotated as adipocyte plasma membrane associated protein. The record is from RefSeq and is a predicted model, not a curated record. The coding region runs from base 67 to 1314 and encodes 415 amino acids. The transcript is spliced from 9 exons. Lineage: Eukaryota; Metazoa; Chordata; Chondrichthyes; Myliobatiformes; Dasyatidae. Gene Ontology annotation, biological process: biosynthetic process. Gene Ontology annotation, molecular function: strictosidine synthase activity.